AUGUCACUCAACUGGGACACCUUUAUGAACGAGGAAGAACUGAACCGCUUGACGAACGACCAAUGGGUGGACACCUCUUUCCAACAGCGGACAACCACCCAGGCUGGGGGGUCGGCCCCUCUGUUGCCAUUUAGUCAAUCGCUGAACACGCCUCUGAGCGCGCCAAACUACAGCCCAUGGGACUUUGCAAGCCAGGAUUCCUAUUUCCCCGACAGCGCGUACUUUGCACCGCAGGAUUACCAGUACGGGGAUCCGGAGGCCCUACAAGCUUUUGGCGACGCCCUAACAGGACCAACAACCUCCCAACCUUCACACGAUCACACUCCAGGCAUCAUCACGAACGAUUACGCUUUACAGCAGGCGAGAGCUGAGCGCCGGGCUUCUUCCUCUGCAACGGCUUACACAGCUUCCGAUAUCUCGAAUUCGAUCUCCAACCCCUCGACCUCCGCACCGCCGCCCACAAUCUCCGAGGCGCAGUAUGACUCGCUGCUGAGCAAUCAUGCCGACGCUGGCUUCCUUGACAACAUAGCGUAUCCACAUCGAACGUCGGGAGCCUCCAACCCCCCAAACCGUGCAACGGAGACACCGGCGCAGGCCACAAACCCCGAACUGUUCACAGAUACAAUGCGGAAGCGCCAUCGCGGGAACGGCAGAUCAGAUGCAAUCCAAGCGUGCUGGCUAUCCCCUCUGUGCCCGAACAGCAACAAAGACAGCACGCCUCCAAGUCCGUCCACGUGCGGCGGCGCUUGUGCUCCAUUUCUUUUCGGCCCCGGCGCGGACGAUCCGUCGGCCAACGUGACGAUCGACCAGCAGAUGCUCGCCAAAGAUUCUGUCGGUUACACGUCUCCCGAAAAUCUGGAGUUUCGCCGCCAUCUCAAGCGCAGCGAGAGCGACGCGAGCGUGGCUCCAACGGGCCGGCUCUACAACGAAAGUUCCGAAGAGCCAGGCCUGAAGACCGAGUCAACGGAGGAUACUCCGGAGCGGUUUCUCGAACAUCUGGCUGCCGAGGACGCCAAAGGGAAAGGACAGAAACGAAGACAGCCACACAACCAAGUGGAGAAGAAGUACCGAGAGAGCCUCAACACGCAGCUCGAGUCUCUCAGGAGGGUGGUUCCGUCGCUACGGCAGAACGCGAGGAGUUGUGACGGCGCCGACAUCGAGGAUCUCCCGACGCCGUCGAAGCCAAGCAAAGCGGUGGUGCUGGCGAGCGCCACAUCCUACAUCAAGCAGAUGGAGCGAGAGCGACAACAGCUCAGAGAAGAGAACGAGAUGCUGAAAUCGAGGAUAAAGGCGCUGCAGACGCUGGCCAAGUGCCAGGACUGCUCGCUGAUGCAUUUUGUCAGAAACCUGAAGAUUGAUAACCCGAACUGA
This is a messenger RNA of Coniosporium apollinis CBS 100218, 1371 nucleotides long. RefSeq lists its product as uncharacterized. The record is from RefSeq and is a predicted model, not a curated record. Gene Ontology annotation, molecular function: protein dimerization activity. The transcript has a single exon. Bases 1 to 1371 code for a protein of 456 amino acids. Lineage: Eukaryota; Fungi; Ascomycota; Dothideomycetes.